Messenger RNA from Scleropages formosus (Asian bonytongue), 791 nucleotides. RefSeq names its product zinc finger matrin-type protein 4-like. The record is from RefSeq and is a predicted model, not a curated record. The transcript has 7 exons. The coding region runs from base 18 to 791 and encodes 257 amino acids. Lineage: Eukaryota; Metazoa; Chordata; Actinopteri; Osteoglossiformes; Osteoglossidae. Gene Ontology annotation, molecular function: nucleic acid binding; zinc ion binding.
CUUGGCGAGAGUCCUCCAUGGAUUACAGCGUGUCCCUUCAGGUGCAGCAGCAGGUGUCCGUGUCUUCCGGCCGCUGGUACCAGGGAUACAGUGUGCAAGUACAGAUGAAGCCCACAGAUGUGGAGGAAGACCUCUUCACAGACAGGUACUGCAAGGUGUGCAGCGCUCAGCUCAUCUCCCAGUCCCAGCGAGUGGCCCAUUAUGAGAGUCGGAAGCAUGCAAACCGUGUGCGGUUGUAUCACAUGCUCCACCCGCCGGAUGGUAGCUAUCCAGCCAAGAAGCUGCGAACGGAUAAUGGCAAUGAGCAUGGCCAUGUGGAUGAGAACAAGUGCUGCACACUGUGUAAUAUGUCCUUCACUUCAGCGGUGGUGGCGCAGUCUCACUACCAGGGCAAGAUCCAUGCCAAGCGACUGAGGCUCCUGUUAGGGGCACCGGCAAGCUCCGCUCCAAAGGUGGAGAGCGGCCCACUGGAGGGACUGUCUGAGUCACAGUCCCCUGAGACCCCUCCCCAACCACACCGGGAUUCAAACCGCUGCUGCCAACUGUGUGGUGCCUGGUUCAACAACCCAGGAAUGGCUCAGCAGCACUACGCGGGCAAGAAGCACAGGAAGAAUGCGGCACGUGCCCACCUCCUAGAGCAGCUGGGGGAGACACUGACUGGGGGCCAGAACAGAGGCCUGAAGCGCUCCCACAGCUGCGAGUUGUGCAGCGUCACGCUAAACUCAGUGGCCCAGUACCAUGCUCACCUGCAGGGCUCCAAGCAUCAGAACAACCUAAAGAAUCAGCAGUAA